Molecule: messenger RNA, 341 nt
Organism: Corapipo altera (White-ruffed manakin)
Lineage: Eukaryota; Metazoa; Chordata; Aves; Passeriformes; Pipridae
Gene: PFAS
Product: phosphoribosylformylglycinamidine synthase
Exons: 4
Source: RefSeq, a predicted model, not a curated record
GGGCGUUCGUCAUGGCAGGGUUCCAGGUGUGGGAUGUGACCACCCAGGAUCUCUGCUCGGGCUCCCUGACCCUCGAUGGGUUCCGGGGUCUCGUCUUCGUUGGGGGGUUCAGCUACGGCGACGUGCUGGGCUCAGCCAAGGGUUGGGCAGCAGCCGUUCAGUUCAACCCCCACGUCCGGGGGGCCCUCGAGAGGUUCCGGCGCCGCCCCGACACCUUCAGCCUGGGGGUCUGCAAUGGGUGUCAGCUCAUGGCCCUGCUGGGCUGGGUGGGGCCUCAGACAGAGGGGGGGUCCCCCGGGGCCCCCCCGGCCGUGGUUCUGACCCCCCUUUGUCCCCCCUUU